UUGAACAAACUCCAUGUAUCACACGUGUCCUUGAACUUGAGGUUAGUUUGCCUUCUAUGAGUCAAAGCAGCAGUUGGUCACAGGGUAGUUUAUCUGUCAGACUUCACUUUUACUUGUUCUCAACUGAAAUAAUUAGAGCAGGAGACAUAUUUAUGACAGCUCUGAGAACCAACUUGAAGUAAGAAUGUUUCUGAGUCAGAUACAGGAAUCAUUUGAACAUGUUGUCCAUUGUAUCUGCCUCCAGUCAUUGUUGUUGAACUGAAAUGAUGUUACUGCUGGCCAACUUCUCAGUUAUAACACUGAACUCAUUCUUCAGGUUGAAGGACAACCUCUUGCCAGUGACUCCUCUGAGACUGAGAUGUCCAGAACUACAGAACAGAUUCCCCAGGGAUCUCCAUGCUCCCAGAUGCAGGUUGAAGGACAACCUCUUGCCAGUGACUCCUCUGAGACUGAGAUGUCCAGAACUACAGAACAGAUUCCCCAGGGAUCUCCAUGCUCCCAGAUGCAGGUUGAAGGACAACCUCUUGCCAGUGACUCCUCUGAGACUGAGAUGUCCAGAACUACAGAACAGAUUCCCCAGGGAUCUCCAUGCUCCCAGAUGCAGGUUGAAGGACAACCUCUUGCCAGUGACUCCUCUGAGACUGAGAUGUCCAGAACUACAGAACAGAUUCCCCAGGGAUCUCCAUGCUCCCAGAUGCAGGUUGAAGGACAACCUCUUGCCAGUGACUCCUCUGAGACUGAGAUGUCCAGAACUACAGAACAGAUUCCCCAGGGAUCUCCAUGCUCCCAGAUGCAGGUUGAAGGACAACCUCUUGCCAGUGACUCCUCUGAGACUGAGAUGUCCAGAACUACAGAACAGAUUCCCCAGGGAUCUCCAUGCUCCCAGAUGCAGGUAAUCUUUUGUCCUGAUUGUUUUACUUGUCUUUCAGUUGCUCAGAUUUUAGUUUUUAAGCUUUCUGUCUGUAAUUAAUUGUUGAAGUGUUUGCAGUUGA
This is a messenger RNA of Epinephelus fuscoguttatus (brown-marbled grouper), 992 nucleotides long. Its product is annotated as mesocentin-like. Lineage: Eukaryota; Metazoa; Chordata; Actinopteri; Perciformes; Serranidae. The record is from RefSeq and is a predicted model, not a curated record. The transcript is spliced from 6 exons. Bases 359 to 970 code for a protein of 203 amino acids.